This is a messenger RNA of Cricetulus griseus (Chinese hamster), 5301 nucleotides long. The record is from RefSeq and is a predicted model, not a curated record. NCBI's taxonomy places the organism in Eukaryota, Metazoa, Chordata, Mammalia, Rodentia, Cricetidae.
AUGGAGGACAGGUACUACCCAGUGAUCUUCCCAGACGAGCGGAAUUUCCGCCCCUUUACUUCUGACUCCCUGGCUGCAAUAGAGAAGCGAAUCGCCAUCCAGAAGGAGAAGAAGAAGUCCAAGGACAAGGCAGCUGCUGAGCCCCAGCCUCGGCCUCAGCUGGACCUAAAGGCCUCCAGGAAGUUGCCAAAGCUUUACGGUGACAUUCCCCACGAUCUGAUAGCGAAGCCCCUGGAAGACCUGGACCCAUUCUACAGAGACCAUAAGACAUUCAUGGUGUUGAACAAGAAGAGGACAAUAUAUCGUUUCAGUGCCAAGCGGGCCUUGUUCAUUUUGGGGCCUUUCAAUCCCGUCAGAAGUUUAGUGAUUCGGAUCUCUGUCCAUUCGCUCUUCAGCAUGCUCAUCAUCUGUACAGUGCUCAUCAACUGUAUGUUCAUGGCUAAUUCUGGGGACGGAAGUUUACUCAUGGAAAUUUCCGAGUACAUCUUUACUGGGAUUUAUAUUUUAGAAGCCGUGAUUAAAAUAUUGGCAAGAGGCUUCAUCCUGGAUGAGUUUUCUUUCCUCCGAGACCCGUGGAACUGGCUGGAUUUCAUUGUCAUUGGAACAGCGGUCGCAACGUGUUUCCCAGGUACCAAAGUCAAUCUUUCAGCUCUUCGUACCUUCCGAGUGUUCAGAGCUCUGAAAGCAAUUUCUGUGGUCUCAGGUCUGAAGGUUAUUGUUGGGGCCCUGCUGCGCUCUGUGAAGAAGCUGGUAGAUGUCAUGGUUCUCACUCUCUUUUGCCUCAGCAUCUUUGCCCUGGUUGGUCAGCAGCUCUUCAUGGGAACUCUGAACCGGAGAUGUAUUAAGGACAACUGUGGCCCCAACUCUACAUCCAACAAGGAUUGCUUUGUAAAGGAGAAAAAUAGUGACGACUUCAUCAUGUGUGGCACCUGGUUCGGUAACAGCCGCUGUCCCGAAGGCUCUACAUGCAAUAAAACCUCGUUCAACCCAGACUAUAACUACACGAACUUUGACAACUUUGGCUGGUCUUUUCUUGCCAUGUUCCGGGUUAUGACUCAGGACUCCUGGGAGAAGCUUUAUCGACAGAUCCUCCGGACUUCUGGAAUCUACUUUGUCUUCUUCUUCGUGGUGGUCAUCUUCCUGGGCUCUUUCUACCUGCUCAACUUAACCCUGGCUGUCGUUACCAUGGCGUAUGAAGAACAGAACAGGAAUGUAGCCGCAGAGACAGAGGCCAAGGAAAAGAUGUUUCGGGAAGCACAGCAGCUCUUAAGGGAGGAGAAAGAGGCUCUGGUUGCCAUGGGAAUCGACAGAAGUUCGCUUAAUUCCCUUCAAGCAUCGUCCUUUUCUCCAAAGAAGAGGAAGUUUUUUGGUAGUACAAGAAAGUCCUUCUUUACGAGAAAGUCUAAGAAGGAUCCGGCCUCAGCCUCAGAUUUGGAAGAUGAUUCCUCUAAAAACCCUCAACUGCUUGAGCAAACCAAACGACUGUCCCAGAACUUGCCGGUGGACCUCUUUGACGAGCACAUGGAUCACUUCCACAGGCAGAGGGCGCUGAGUGCCGUCAGCAUCCUGACCAUCACCAUGCAGGAACAAGAAAAAUCCCAGGAGCCUUGCCUCCCAUGUGGGAAAAACUUGGCAUCCAAGUACCUGGUGUGGGACUGCAGCCCCCAGUGGCUGUGUCUGAAGAAGGCCCUUCGGACCGUGAUGACAGACCCCUUUACUGAGCUGGCCGUCACCAUCUGUAUCAUAAUCAACACCGUCUUCCUGGCCAUGGAGCACCACAACAUGGAUGACGCUUUUAUAAAUCUACUGAAAAUAGGAAACUGGGUUUUCACUGGGAUUUUCGUAGCCGAAAUGUGUCUAAAGAUCAUCGCGCUGGACCCUUACCACUACUUCCGCCACGGCUGGAACAUCUUCGACAGCAUUGUGGCCCUCCUGAGUCUUGCGGACGUGCUUUACAACAACCUGUCGGAUAAGAGCAGUCGCUCAAAUCGCUCCUUCUUGGCUUCCUUCAGAGUGCUGAGAGUCUUCAAGUUAGCCAAAUCCUGGCCCACUCUAAACACGCUCAUUAAGAUCAUCGGCCACUCCGUGGGUGCGCUUGGAAACCUGACUGUGGUGCUGGCCAUUGUGGUCUUCAUUUUUUCCGUUGUUGGCAUGCAGCUUUUUGGCAAAAAGUUCAACAAGACCAUGUGUACUACGAAGCCGCAGUGCAUGCGGCGCUGGCACAUGGGAGACUUCUACCACUCCUUCCUGGUGGUCUUCCGCAUCCUGUGCGGGGAGUGGAUCGAGAACAUGUGGGAAUGCAUGGAGGGGAUGGGCGGAUCUCUGCUGUGUGUCGUCGUCUUCCUGUUGAUCAUGGUGAUAGGGAAACUUGUGGUGCUUAACCUCUUCAUUGCCUUGCUGCUCAAUUCCUUCAGCAACGAGGAGAGGGAUGGGAGCCCCGAAGGAGAGACCCGGAAAACCAAAGUGCAGCUGGCUCUGGAUCGCUUCUACCGGGCCUUUUCCUUCUUGGUGCGUGCCCUUCGGGAUUUUUGUUGCAAGAAAUGCAGGAGGCAAAACUCACCAAAGCCAAAAGAGAUCACAGGAAGUUUUGACAGCGAGGACAAAGACAUUAUUCCCCUUGAUACAAAGCCCUGGGGGGAGUUCGAUGCACUAAGGACUUGGACCGCUGGACACGAGGGGGCUCGCUUGGCCCCACUCGCAGAGGAAGAGGAUGACAUGGAAGGCUAUGGUGAACUCAGAGUCCCAUCUGUCUCACAAGCGGGUGCCAAAGUUCAGACCUAUGAUGUCCCUCUGGAGACCACGAAGCCCACCAGCCCAGAUGACCAAGAUGUGGAAACUGAGGUGUUCGCUGAAGAAGAUCCCCAUUUAACCAUACAGAGUGUUCAAAAGAACUCGGAUGCUGCAAGUGUGCUCUCAGAGUGCAGUACAGUUGACCUGAAUAUCUGCAGAAAUUCGCACAAUGUGGAUACCCCCAAAAAGCAACCAGAUAGAUGCUUGCCCAAAGGCCUCAGUUGUCAUUUUCUAUGCCACAAGACAGACAAGAAAAAGCCCCGCUGGGUUGUGUGGUGGAAUCUUCGGAAAACCUGCUACCAAAUUGUGAAGCACAGCUGGUUUGAGAGCUUUAUAAUCUUUGUCAUCCUGCUGAGCAGUGGAGCAUUGAUAUUUGAAGAUGUCAACAUCUCCAAACGGCCCCAAAUUGAGCGGUUGCUAAGGUGUACUGACAAUAUCUUCACAUUUAUCUUCAUCCUGGAGAUGAUUCUAAAGUGGGUGGCCUUUGGAUUUCGAAGGUAUUUCACCAGUGCCUGGUGCUGGCUCGAUUUCCUCAUUGUAAUCGUGUCUGUGGUCAGUCUCAUGAACUUACCAAGCUUGAAGUCCUUCCGGACUCUGCGAGCACUGAGGCCUCUGCGGGCGCUGUCUCAGUUUGAAGGAAUGAAGGUUGUGGUCAACGCCCUCAUCAGUGCUAUACCUGCCAUUCUCAAUGUCUUGCUGGUCUGCCUCAUUUUCUGGCUCAUAUUUUGCAUCCUGGGAGUAAAUUUUUUUUCUGGGAAAUUUGGAAGAUGCAUUAAUGGAACAGAUAUAAAUAAAUAUUUGAAUCAUACCGAAAUUGGAAACCAAAGCCAAUGUCAAAGUAGCAAUUACUCGUGGGAGGUCCCGAAAGUCAACUUUGACAACGUGGGGAACGCCUACCUCGCUCUGCUGCAGGUGGCAACAUAUAAGGGCUGGCUGGACAUUAUGAAGGCUGCUGUUGAUUCCAGAGGGAAAGAUGAGCAGCCAGAUUUUGAGGCAAAUCGCUUUGCCUAUCUCUACUUCGUGGUUUUUAUCAUCUUUGGCUCGUUCUUCACCCUGAACCUCUUUAUCGGCGUUAUUAUUGACAACUUCAACCAGCAGCAGAAAAAGAUAAGUGGCCAAGACAUUUUUAUGACAGAAGAACAGAAGAAAUACUAUAAUGCAAUGAAAAAAUUAGGAACCAAAAAACCUCAGAAACCCAUCCCAAGGCCACUGAAUAAAUGUCAAGCCUUUGUUUUUGACCUGGUCACAAGCCAGGUCUUUGACGUCAUCAUUCUGGGUCUUAUUGUCCUAAAUAUGAUUAUCAUGAUGGCUGAAUAUGAAGGCCAGACCCAAGAAGUGAAGAAUAUCUUUGAUAUUAUCAACAUAGCCUUUGUGGUCAUCUUUACCAUAGAAUGUCUCAUCAAAAUGUUUGCUUUGAGGCAAUACUACUUCACCAAUGGCUGGAAUUUAUUUGAUUGUGUGGUCGUGGUUCUUUCUAUCAUUAGUUCCCUGGUUUCUGGCUUGGAGAACAGCGUUCCUUUCCCUCCCACGCUCUUCCGAAUCGUGCGCUUGGCGCGGAUUGGCCGCAUCCUCCGACUGGUCCGGGCUGCUCGAGGCAUCAGGACGCUGCUGUUUGCUCUGAUGAUGUCUCUGCCGUCUCUGUUCAACAUCGGCCUGCUGCUCUUCCUCGUUAUGUUCAUCUACGCCAUCUUCGGGAUGAACUGCUUCUCCAAAGUGGAGAGGGGCUCUGGAAUCGACGACAUCUUCAACUUUGAAACGUUCUCGGGCAGCAUGCUCUGCCUCUUCCAGGUGACCACUUCAGCUGGCUGGGACUCUCUGCUCAGCCCCAUGCUGGCUUCAAAAGCCGACACCAACUCCUCCUCCCAAGACAGCUGCCAGCAGCCCCGGGUAGCCAUCAUCUAUUUCGUCAGUUACAUCAUUAUCUCCUUCCUCAUCGUGGUCAACAUGUACAUCGCGGUGAUUCUAGAGAAUUUCAACACGGCCACCGAGGAGAGCGCGGACCCCCUGGGCGAAGACGACUUUGAAAUCUUCUAUGAGAUCUGGGAGAAGUUUGACCCCGAAGCAACGCAGUUCAUCCAGUACUCGGCCCUCUCUGACUUUGCGGACGCCCUGCCUGAGCCGCUGCGCGUGGCCAAGCCUAACAAGUUUCAGUUUCUGGUGAUGGACUUGCCCAUGGUGACGGGCGAUCGUCUCCACUGCAUGGACGUUCUCUUUGCCUUCACCACCAGGGUCCUCGGGAACUCCAGCGGCUUGGACACCAUGAAAUCGCUGAUGGAGGAUAAGUUCAUGGAGGCCAAUCCUUUCAGAAAGUUGUACGAGCCCAUAGUCACCACCACCAAGAGAAAGGAGGAGGAGCUGUGUGCCGCCGUCAUCCAGAGGGCCUACCGAAAACACGUGGAGAAGAUGAUCAAGUUGAAGCUGCAAGACAGGUCGAGUUCGUCACGCCCAACAGUUUGCAACGGAGACUUGUCUAGCUUGGAUGUGCCCAAGAUCAAAGUUCACUAUGACUGA